Molecule: messenger RNA, 681 nt
Organism: Prorocentrum cordatum
Lineage: Eukaryota; Dinophyceae; Prorocentrales; Prorocentraceae
Source: the annotation of a GenBank genome assembly
AUGCUCACCGAUUUGCGACUGGUGCCGGUCAUAGUAGUCAGCGACAUGGUACUUGACCUGAUACUCCCCGGCGGGAGUAUCGUCAAGGUAUCAAUGCCCAUCGUGCAGCUCAACGGCGUGGUGCUCGUGGCAGUGCCGGUCCUGCUGGUGCAUGUCGAGGCGGUGGUGCGCCCGAUCGUGCUGUUCAGCGAUGUGCUGCAAGUCGAGCUGCUGCUCCUUGGCGUGCUGCUCACCGAUCCGCGGCUGGUGCCGUUCAUGGUGGUCAGCGACGUGAUGCUAACGGGCGUGCGCGUCCCACUCGUUGGCAGCAGAAUCGAGCUGAUGCUCUGGGGCAUGCCGCGCGAUGUUGGGAUGCAACUACUCGUACGGGUGCACAGCCGCGCAGUCAUCCGGGCGGAACUCGUCUCACUCGUGGCAAUCGGGCUGCUCGAAGACAGGGUGCUCGUUGCACUGCCCGUCUCACUUGCAGAUGUGAGGCUGCUGGUGCUGGAUCCCGUCGUGCUGCUCAGCGUCGUGGUGCUCGACUCCGUUGUGCUGCUCAGCGUCGUGGUUCUCGACUCACUCGUGCUGGACCCCGUCAUGCUGCCCAGCAUCAUGGUGCUCGACUUUGUCGUGCUGCUCAGUGUCGAGGUGCUUGUCACCAAGACGUGGUGCUCGUUGCACUCUUCGUCUCGCUCGUAG